Molecule: messenger RNA, 1533 nt
Organism: Lasiodiplodia theobromae
Lineage: Eukaryota; Fungi; Ascomycota; Dothideomycetes; Botryosphaeriales; Botryosphaeriaceae
Product: Mitochondrial cytochrome b2 protein
Exons: 4
Coding region: 1-1533 (510 amino acids)
Molecular function (GO): oxidoreductase activity; heme binding
Source: RefSeq, a predicted model, not a curated record
AUGGCGAAGGUGUUUAGCUACGACGAGGUGUCCAAGCACAACACUCCCGAGAGCUGUUGGGUAGUCCUGUACGGCCAUGUCUACGACGUCACAUCCUUCCUGAACGAGCACCCGGGCGGCGCGAAGAUCAUCCUGCAACUCGCCGGCACCGACGCAACCGAGGAGUACGACCCCAUCCACCCACCCGGCAUCCUCGAAGAAAGCCUCCCCGCCGAAGCGAAGCUAGGCAAACUCGACGAGACCACCAUCCCCAAAAUCGAAUCCGCCCCGGCGGCGCAACAGCAGGAGGCCAAGUCAGCAGCAGUCGGCGGCGAUGCGUCGACGGACGAGCCCGAGGGCCCGCCGGACCUGGACUCGCUGCUCAACCUGGACGACAUCGAGGCGGCGGCGACGAAGCAGAUCAGCGCCAAGGGCUGGGCCUACUACUACUCGGCCAGCGACGACCUCGCGUCGAAGACUUACAACAACACCGUCUACCGGCAGAUCCUGAUGCGGCCGCGCGUCUUCGUCGACUGCACGGCGUGCGACACCUCCACCACGCUGCUCGGCCACAAGGUCGACAUCCCGCUGUACGUCUCGCCGGCCGCCAUGGCGCGCCUGGCGCACCCGGACGGCGAGUGGGGCAUCGCGCAGGCGUGCGCGCGCUUCGGCGCGCUGCAGGUCGUCUCGAACAAUGCGUCGAUGACGCCGGAGCAGGUGGUCGCGGACGCCGCGCCCGGCCAGAUGUUCGGGUGGCAGCUGUACGUGCAGACGGAGCGCAAGAAGAGCGAGGCGAUGCUGGCGCGCAUCGCCAAGCUGCCGGCGUACAAGUUUAUCUGCUUGACGCUCGACGCGCCCGUGCCGGGCAAGCGCGAGCACGACGAGCGGAGCAAAAAUGUCGGGUCGAACUUGCCCGUGCGGUCGUCGGUGCAGGAGGGGUCUGCGAGCAAGCCGCAGAAGAAGGAGGAGAGCGGUGGUAUUGGGAAGAGCUUGUUCCAGGGCACGGCGCCGGAUUUGACGUGGAAGACGACGCUGCCUUGGCUCGCGCAGCACACGCAGCUGCCUAUCGUGCUGAAGGGCAUCCAGACGCAUGAGGAUGCGUACCUGGCGUCGUUGCAUGCGCCGCAGGUUAAGGCUAUUAUUUUGUCUAACCACGGUGGCCGUGCUAUGGACACCGCGCCGCCUGCCGUCCACACGCUGCUCGAGAUCAGGAAGUACUGCCCUGAGGUGUUUGAUAAGAUCGAGGUGUGGGUCGACGGCGGCAUCAAGAGAGGCACGGAUGUCGUCAAGGCGCUGUGUCUGGGCGCGAAGGCGGUGGGUGUCGGCCGUGCGGCAUUGUACGGUCUGGGUGCGGGCGGCAAGGAGGGGGUUGCGAGAGUGUUUGAGAUCAUCAAGGCAGAGACCGAGACCGCGAUGAGGCUACUUGGUGUGGAGAAGGUGGAGGAUUUGGGAAUGCAGCACAUCAACGUACGCGCUGUGGAGCGCGAUCUCUACGACGGCCCUUCGAACCUGGCCAAGCCUGCAUUGUGGGAGAAGGUUAAGGCGAGAUUGUAA